AUCAGCACUGGAAAAGAUGCCUUCUCCUGCUGCCACAUAUGAAAGAGUAGUCUACAAAAACCCUUCCGAGCACCACUACAUGAAAAGUCUGCCUAGAAUUUCAAGAUUGUGGAGUUGGACUGAAUGCUGUGCAGAGAAGACCUUGUCAGCCAUCUUGAGAAUAUGUAGCAGUGGUCUUGUCAAAUUGUGGAGCUCUUUGACCUUGUUAAGAUCCUAUAAAGGCAAAAAAUGUACUUUCCAGGUGAUUCAGGUUUCUCCGUUUCUCCUGGCAUUAUCUGGUAAUAGUAGGGAAAUAGUAUUGGAUUGAAGGAAUAGUCUUCUAUUUUGGAAACAUUCCUCCACUCUCAGAUUUAUUUUUUGGUGCUUGCAUGUUUGAAGACUGAAGCAGGCUAAAAGCUCUUGAUGAAAUUUGGGGGUGCUGAAGAUGUUCCCAUUAAUUUCCAGCCAUCACCUUUGGUGGGGUGGGCUUCAGAGGAGAGUCUGCCUGAACCUCCCGGUGCUGACCCUGCAGCACUUUCAGCAUAUGCACAUCAGACUUGGAGACCGUGGGGAAUUUAGGAGAGCCUACACAGAUGUGGCUACCUUCUCAGAGUUAACAGGGGAUGUCAAUCCUUUGCAUCUAAAUGAAGACUUUGCAAAACACACCAAGUUUGGAAAUACAAUUGUACACGGAGUUUUGAUCAAUGGACUUAUCUCAGCUCUCCUGGGAACUAAAAUGCCAGGGCCAGGCUGUGUAUUUCUUUCCCAGGAAAUUAGCUUUCCAGCCCCUUUAUAUAUUGGAGAAGUUGUUUUAGCUUCUGCAGAAGUGAGAAAGCUAAAGCGAUUCAUUGCUAUUAUUGCAGUGUCAUGUUCAGUAGUAGAAAGUAAAAAGACUGUUACGGAAGGCUGGGUUAAAGUUACGGUUCCAGAAGCUCCUAAAUCCUGAAAUACGUGUUUAAAGAUGCAACCUCAAACACCAAUGCUGUUAUUAAAGAGCCUUUGGGGAAAAUAAAUAAAUAAA
Messenger RNA from Saimiri boliviensis boliviensis (Bolivian squirrel monkey), 1000 nucleotides. The record is from RefSeq and is a predicted model, not a curated record. NCBI's taxonomy places the organism in Eukaryota, Metazoa, Chordata, Mammalia, Primates, Cebidae.